Molecule: messenger RNA, 7482 nt
Organism: Closterium sp. Yama58-4
Lineage: Eukaryota; Viridiplantae; Streptophyta; Zygnematophyceae; Desmidiales; Closteriaceae
Source: the annotation of a GenBank genome assembly
AUGGUGGCAUUCCAUUAUGGCUCCGUGGUGUUUUUCAACUUUGACCGCACGGAGGAGGCGCUCGCGCUCGAUAUAGUCACGCAGCACUGCACUGGGGCGUUCAAAGAAGCACACAGUGACGGUGGGUUGAGUGACCUCGAUCGAUACAGUCACAUGAUGCUGUGCUGUUUAGAGGCACACAUCAAUGAGUACAGUGUGAUCGCACGGGCUGGGCUGAAAGGGUGGAGCAAAGGGGGCCAUGAUUACGUGGCGCUGGACGUGAACAACAUCCGGGUCAUCUCCAGUAUCCUCGGGCAGAGCGUGGCUCUGGACCACUAUGCACGCAAGGUUGACGAAAUGGUGAACACGUUCAGUGAGCUGAAUCGCGGCAUGGAGCAGAGCGGCACCUUCACCAUGACUCGCAAGAAGCUCUUUCAGCUCGUUGCCGCUGCCAACACCACCCUCGCUGACGUCAUCCUCAGAAUAGGGCUGCUGGAGAGGUGCGAUGAGAUGGGGGCUCUUGUGUUUGUCUUAUUGCCUUCCAGUAUACAUUCCAUGAGCUAUCUGGUCCUACGGGACGACUUUGAGCUGGACGAGCGCUUUGAGAGCCUCGAUUUCAAACUCAACAUCAUCCAGCACAAUGUGAGGUUCUUCUUGGAUAUUCUUCAGAACCGGAAGUCGGACACCCUUGAGUGGAUUAUCAUCCUGCUUAUUGCAGGCGAAAUUUGUGUUAGUCUUCCCACCGCUGCAGCCAUGGCGGUGACAGCUCGCCGUCGACGCCGCUGCAGCCUCUUCCUGCUCUGCAUUGCCGUAAUCCUGAUCGUCGAUGGAUCUUCUUGCGCAGCGACAGAAAAUGUCGCAGCGUCGCAAAACGUCGCAACGCCGUCGCAAGGAAGCGACGUUGCACGAAGUGCUACAGUUCAGGGCUCGAAUGCAACAGCCAAGCGAGGUGUUCCAGAGUCGCUCGGAUGGCUGAUAUCCUCGUUUGGCGGAAUCUCUGAUGAUGAUAAAGAGGAUGAUUUGUUACUUAAAUCCGCGCUAGUAGCAGAUUCAGCUUCCAGCAAUGAACACAAAGACCCCGUAGAUUCCGGAGGAUCAGGUGACACGUGGACAGCCGAAGAUCUCUGGGAUGAAAUCAGCGCUGACGUGGAUCCUCUUCUGCUGGAGGCUGGAUGGGGGGAGUAUCUAAAGUGGAUUGCGGAUUCGGCGGGGGGGAAUGCGACUACGGCGCUUCAAGCAACCACGGGGAAAGGACCCGUAAAGCUGCUGAUGCUGAAGCAACGGUUUGUGCCCAAGCCACAACAGAAAGAGCAGGAGGGGGCUGAGAAGCGUGCAGAACCUUCUAACGAGGAUGAGUACAUGUUCCUGCCAUCCCUGGUUACCACCCGCCCCAUUCGCCGUGGCCAAGUGCUCUUCUCUCUGCCCCUGCACCUCGCCUUCACCUCCUCCCUCUGCGCCUCCUCUCCCCCCAAUUCGGUCCCAUUCCCAUCCCUCCCCGCGUCCCUCUCUCCCGAAGCCUCACUUGCUGUGUGCGCCCUCUCCCACCUCCACUCUUCCUCUUCCUCUCCUUCCUCCUCUGGCGCCUCGCCUCUCACCUGGGCGCCCUUUCUCCACCUGCUGAUUCACCUGAAGGCGGGCCAGCGCCGCGCACUGCCCAUGAUGCACGAGGGGCUGGGCAUGCAGCCGGAGAUGGCGGAGGGGCUGGGCAUGCAGCCGGAGAUGGCGGAGGUGAGUGCAGAUGAGAGGAGAGACGCUUGCAGGCGGCCUUGUAUUGUAUGUGAGGGGUUUGAGGCAUAUGAGAGCAACUCGAGGUGCAUAGGAACUGCUGCCACCAUACGAAUGCCUGCUCUUCCGGAAACCACCUUCGGCUUGCUUCCUUCCCACUCAUCUUCCACCACCCAGGCAGAAGCGAUGAGGCAGCAGCAGUAUGAGGGUGCGUGGGCAGAAGCACUGAGGCAGCAGUACGAGGGUGAGUACACGGCAUGGCAGCAGACCACCGCCAAGAAGGCGCCAGCAUACAAGUCCCGCCGCAAAGCCAAGCCCGCCCCGCCUCGCCACGACGAUAAUGCCCAGAAGAACCCCACAGGGACUACAGGGACUGCAGUGACGCAGGAGGAGUUUCUCCGUGCUGUGGCGACUGCUCUCGUGUCUGCCGUUCCCCUGCCCUCCGCCUCGCUCCAUGCCGCUGCAAGGCAGUGCCGCGCCAGUGGUGCAGGCGACUACGCUGCUGGUCCCCAUACGUGCUCAGGGGAUGGGAGGUGGGAAGCGAUGGAGGAUGGCGAGGAUGCUUUCACCUACUUUGGCGUCGCUCCCAAAUCGCUCUUCCUCGCCCAGUUCCCCCUCUUCGACUCCCCCCUUGCGGUCCUGCAAGCUGCUGCCACACAAGUGCCGCCCGAUUUUGAUCCCGAUGCAAUCGAAUCCCAGCUCAAGAUUGCGGAGAUCGGCGCGAAGAUUCUCCGGGCGGUGCGGAGGGUGAAGCGGAGGGUGGUUAAGGCGGUGGUGUGGGGGGCCAGGGAGGAGAGAGAGAGGUUGGGAGUGAGGGAGGAGAUUGUGGAGAAAGUGAGAGUGUGGGAGAUGCGGAGGGAGAUGCGGGAGAGGAUGGGUCUGGAAAAGGAACCUGGGGGAGGAGGGGGAAGCAAAGGGGGAGGUGGGGGAGGAGGGGGAAAUGAAGGGGGGAGUGGGGGAGGAGAAGAUGGGGAGGAGGAAGGUGGGGAAGGGGAGGAUGGGGAGGAUGGGGAGGAGGGGCAGGGGGGCAAGGGGGGGCAGGGAGGGGUGGAUGUGUCAUGGCUGGAAGGGCCGGCGCUGCAUGUGUAUUCGCUGGGUCUCAUGGAUCCCGAGAUGGUGGCAUACCUCACUGCCUUCGCCUACUUCUUUGCCACAAAGGAAGGGGAGGGUUGCAACUGCUACACUGCCUUUUGCACAGGGGAGGGUUGCAACUGCUACGCUGCCUUUUGCACAGGGGAGGGUUGCAACUGCUACGCUGCCUUUUGCACAGGGGAGGGUUGCAACUGCUACACUGCCUUUUGCACAGGGGAGGGUUGCAACUGCUACGCUGCCUUUUGCACAGGGGAGGGUUGCAACUGCUACGCUGCCUUUUGCACAGGGGAGGGUUGCAACUGCUACGCUGGCUUUUGCACAGGGGAGGGUUGCAACUGCUACGCUGGCUUUUGCACAGGGGAGGGUUGCAACUGCUACGCUGGCUUUUGCACAGGGGAGGGUUGCAACUGCUACGCUGCCUUUUGCACAGGGGAGGGUUGCAACUGCUACGCUGGCUUUUGCACAGGGGAGGGUUGCAACUGCUACACUGCCUUUUGCACAGGGGAGGGUUGCAACUGCUACACUGCCUUUUGCACAGGGGAGGGUUGCAACUGCUACGCUGCCUUUUGCACAGGGGAGGGUUGCAACUGCUACGCUGCCUUUUGCACAGGGGAGGGUUGCAACUGCUACGCUGGCUUUUGCACAGGGGAGGGUUGCAACUGCUACGCUGGCUUUUGCACAGGGGAGGGUUGCAACUGCUACGCUGGCUUUUGCACAGGGGAGGGUUGCAACUGCUACGCUGCCUUUUGCACAGGGGAGGGUUGCAACUGCUACGCUGGCUUUUGCACAGGGGAGGGUUGCAACUGCUACACUGCCUUUUGCACAGGGGAGGGUUGCAACUGCUACGCUGCCUUUUGCACAGGGGAGGGUUGCAACUGCUACGCUGCCUUUUGCACAGGGGAGGGUUGCAACUGCUACGCUGCCUUUUGCACAGGGGAGGGUUGCAACUGCUACGCUGCCUUUUGCACAGGGGAGGGUUGCAACUGCUACGCUGCCUUUUGCACAGGGGAGGGUUGCAACUGCUACGCUGGCUUUUACACAGGGGAGGGUUGCAACUGCUACGCUGGCUUUUGCACAGGGGAGGGUUGCAACUGCUACGCUGGCUUUUGCACAGGGGAGGGUUGCAACUGCUACGCUGGCUUUUGCACAGGGGAGGGUUGCAACUGCUACGCUGGCUUUUGCACAGGGGAGGGUUGCAACUGCUACACUGCCUUUUGCACAGGGGAGGGUUGCAACUGCUACGCUGCCUUUUGCACAGGGGAGGGUUGCAACUGCUACGCUGCCUUUUGCACAGGGGAGGGUUGCAACUGCUACGCUGCCUUUUGCACAGGGGAGGGUUGCAACUGCUACGCUGCCUUUUGCACAGGGGAGGGUUGCAACUGCUACGCUGCCUUUUGCACAGGGGAGGGUUGCAACUGCUACACUGCCUUUUGCACAGGGGAGGGUUGCAACUGCUACACUGCCUUUUGCACAGGGGAGGGUUGCAACUGCUACACUGCCUUUUGCACAGGGGAGGGUUGCAACUGCUACACUGCCUUUUGCACAGGGGAGGGUUGCAACUGCUACACUGCCUUUUGCACAGGGGAGGGUUGCAACUGCUACACUGCCUUUUGCACAGGGGAGGGUUGCAACUGCUACACUGCCUUUUGCACAGGGGAGGGUUGCAACUGCUACACUGCCUUUUGCACAGAGGAGGGUUGCAACUGCUACACUGCCUUUUGCACAGGGGAGGGUUGCAACUGCUACACUGCCUUUUGCACAGGGGAGGGUUGCAACUGCUACGCUGGCUUUUGCACGUGGAAGGCCUUUUGCACGUGGAAGGCCUUUUGCACGUGGAAGGCCUUUUGCACGUGGAAGGCCUUUUGCACGUGGAAGGCCUUUUGCACGUGGAAGGCCUUUUGCACGUGGAAGGCCUUUUGCACGUGGAAGGCCUUUUGCACGUGGCAGGCCUUUUGCACGUGGAAGGCCUUUUGCACGUGGAAGGCCUUUUGCACGUGGCAGGCCUUUUGCACGUGGAAGGCCUUUUGCACGUGGAAGGCCUUUUGCACGUGGCACCUCUUCUUUGCGCGAUUCCCCCAUCGGGACCACCUGCUAUCCGCCCUCACGCCCGUGCUGAGGCUCGUGGCGAGCACGCUUAGAGAGCUAGUGGAGGCGCACUUAGCUAAGUACCAGGGCUCGGUGCAGGAGGACGCCAUGUCGCUUUACUACGUGCCCUUCUGCCGCGUGUGGCAGCGCGCGGGAGAGAAGCAGCCCGAGAAGAUUGUAAAGAUCUGCGAGCCGUGGAUGAUGACGGGGCUAGAGGAGGUGGAGCAUGUGGUGCAGCGCCACCUCAACCAAAAGCAGCUGCUCGUGGAGGCCUCUGAUUGGCUGCUGCUCUCCUGCGACCCGCGCUUCGACCUGCACCUGGGGGGAACGGGGAGCUGGGCGGCAGGGGAGGCAGAGCAGAAGAGGGGAGGAGGGGGGGGUGCGGUGGAGGGAGAGGGAGGCGAGGCAGGGGAGGUGGAGGAUGAUGAGGAGAGGAAGCUGAGGGCGUUCAUAAAGUGGGUGCAGCAGAGGGGCAUCAAGGAGUAUGGCACGGAUGAUUCCCCUCUCAAGGUGAGCCCCGGUCCGGUGAACAUCCAGGUGGCCAUGGUGGCGUGGCUGCUGCGGGAGAAGGCGAGGGGGAGGCAGUCGGAGUGGUGGCCGUACAUCGACAUUCUGCCUCCCUACGUGCCGCUGCCCCACCGCUUCCGCAAUGACUCCCUGGACGAGGCUCAGUCCGAUCUCCUCAAGCUACUGGUCCACCAGCAGAGGGAGGUAGCUUUAAUGGAGUACAAGCAGGUGCGCCCACCCGCCAUGGCGUUUGCAUCGUUGGACGACUACAUGUGGGCGCACUCCAUCCUGGACUCGCGCGCCUUCUCCAUGCCCUUCAAGGAGCUCUCCGGCCUCCACCUUGAAGUCGCCGCCGCGGGGGAGUCAGGCAAAACGGGGGCGAGGAGCAGCACAGGGGGCGAGGGGCGCGAAGGGGGUGAGGGGGAGGUGGAGAGAGACGGGAGUGAGGGGGGGGAGGGGGAGGUGGAGAGAGAUGGGAGUGAGGGGGGGAAGGGGGAGGUGGAGAGAGACGGGAGUGGGGAGGGGGAGAAGGAGAAGAGGAGGAGGGCGCGGGAGAAGCGGCGGAGGGCGAUGGCAAAUGCACCGGGCGAGCUGGUGGAGGCGGUGAAUGAUGCGGUGGGGGUGCUGCACGAGUCGCCCCGCCGUGUGGUGCGCGGCGUGGGCAUGGCGCUUAUUACCGCUGCUGAGCUGCUGGACCACCAAAUCAAUGCCUCCAUCCAAUACAAUAUAACGCACCAAUUCGAGUACAUAGCCACGCUGAACGUCUCAGCAGGAACAGAGCUUUCCACAUCGUACGGUCCCAAGACCAACGACCAGCUGCUCGCCACCUAUGGCUUUGUCCUCGACGCCAACCCCUUCGAUGGGACCCCCCUCUUUGACAACCUCACACAGGCCGUGGGUGUGGUGGCGGCUCUGCUGGCGAAUGGCGACAUGUUGAAUGGAUUAUCAACGAGCAACGUUUGUCUUGAACGCUCAUCUCAAGGGGACGCUCAUCUCAAGGGACGCUCAUCUCAAGGGACGCUCAUCUCAAGGGACGCUCAUCUCAAGGGACGCUCAUCUCAAGGGACGCUCAUCUCAAGGGGACGCUCAUCUCAACAGACGCUCAUCUCAACAGACGCUCAUCUCAAGGGACGCUCAUCUCAAGGGACGCUCAUCUCAACAGACGCUCAUCUCAAGGGACGCUCAUCUCAAGGGGACGCUCAUCUCAAGGGGACGCUCAUCUCAAGGGGACGCUCAUCUCAAGGGACGCUCAUCUCAAGGGACGCUCAUCUCAAGGGACGCUCAUCUCAAGGGGACGCUCAUCUCAAGGGGACGCUCAUCUCAAGGGGACGCAUGCUGCUGGUGGGUGGCGAGAGCAGCCGUGCGGCGCCUGGUGCACUGCACAGCGAGCAAGAGCCCAACUAUGCUCAGCUAGCGCUGGGCUGUGUGCUGUAUGGCUGGGGCGUGUCUGCCAAUCAAACCUGCCUGCACGUCCUGCCAAACUACUCCACCCUCAUGCCGGCCGUGGUCGCUGCGGCCGACACCAUUCGUCUUCUAGCAGAGUAUCGGCUGGCACGCUACCCGACCACCAUGGAAGAAGACGACGCUGUGCUUCGGAAGCUACAGUCCUGCCAGGCCUGGGGCAAAGGCUUGGCGGAAGGCUCGGCGGAAGGCUCGGCAGGAGAAGGAACAGCUGGGACGGGCUUAUCUGGGGAGGGUUCGAAAUCCGGUAAGGAGGAGGGGAGGGAGAAAAGGGAGGGGACAGGGGACGAAGAAGAUGGCAAAGAGGCGAGGGAAAGGGAGGAGUUCCGUGCGUGGUGUGUGCCGAUCUUACCAGUGGUGGAGGAGAGGAUGGUGCUGGUGCGGUACCGCCGGCACAAGAAGAAGGUGCUGCGCUCUGCGGCCUCCCGCCUCCACCACUCCUGCGUGCUCCCCUCCCUCACUGCUGCUCGUGCUGCUCCCCCCGGUGCUCGUCGCGGCGCUGCUGCUGGUUCGGACCACUCUGCUUCGGCCGAGGCUGAUUCGGCCAAUGCUGGUUCUGGAGAGGUUUGGUCUAUGCCUGGUUUGGUUGGUGAUCCGGCCAGAGUUUCAACAGACCAGAUCCAGGAAAAGUAA